AUGGCGGAAAGCAAGUACAUCACGCUCGUUUCGAGCGACGGCUACGAGUUUGUGCUCCUUCGCGAGGCGGCUCUGAUCAGCCCAACCAUCAAAGGCAUGCUCCGGGGCCCGUUCGUCGAGGCGCAAACAGGCCGGUGCAAUUUCCCAGAAAUCAGUGCUCAUAUUCUCGAAAAAGUCGUGGACUACUUCAACUACUGGUACCGCAACCGCGAAAAGGAGGACGUCCCGGACAUGGAGAUCCCCGUUGAGAUGUGCCUCGAAUUGUUGAUGGCGGCCAACUAUCUGAACUUGGACCCACAGCUGCGGUGA
Molecule: messenger RNA, 309 nt
Organism: Dichotomopilus funicola
Lineage: Eukaryota; Fungi; Ascomycota; Sordariomycetes; Sordariales; Chaetomiaceae
Product: BTB/POZ protein
Exons: 2
Coding region: 1-309 (102 amino acids)
Biological process (GO): ubiquitin-dependent protein catabolic process
Cellular component (GO): elongin complex
Molecular function (GO): protein-macromolecule adaptor activity
Source: RefSeq, a predicted model, not a curated record